ACUUUUGGAUGUAGUCCGCAAUAAAACCCACAGAAGAAGAAGAAUGGAAUUCCGAUUGGAAUAGCGUUCAAAUCGAUUUUUUUCAGUCGGAGCUAAUUUUCUCUGCGAGUUCCCAGUUGUUUUGAACGCGGCAAUAGUCCAGAGAAAAGGCUGGAGCUUUGAGGUCAGGCCACAAUUUUUCGCAGGCGGAUUAAAAAUGGCGCCGCAUUAUGUACUAAGGUGCUGUCAGCGGAGUUUAGCUUGGAUACCUGUUAUUUUCAUCAACCUUGUCGUUGGCUGGUCUUAUUAUGCAUACGUCGUUGAACUCUGUAUCUUUACAAUCCCAAAUAAUGCAGAAAAAAUAUCAUACCUAGUUGUCUUUCACCUGUUCUUCAUCAUGUUCAUCUGGUCCUACUGGAGGACUAUCUGCAGCAGGCUCGCCAACCCCUCUAAAGAGUUCUGUCUGCCCAAAGUGGAGAAGGAGCAGUAUGAGAAGGAGGACCCAGACACUCAGCAGGAGGUCCUGAAGAAAGUGGUGGUAGGCUUGCCUGUCUACACACGCACUGGGACAGGAGCCGUCCGGUACUGUGACCACUGUCAGGUGAUCAAACCCGACCGCUGCCACCACUGCUCCACCUGUGACAUGUGUGUGCUGAAGAUGGAUCAUCACUGUCCAUGGGUGAAUAACUGUGUUGGAUUUUCAAACUACAAGUUCUUUGUCUUGUUUCUGGCCUACUCCAUGCUGUAUUGUGUAUUCAUCGCCGCUACCGUCCUGCAGUAUUUCAUCAAAUUCUGGACACUUUGCCGAAGGAGAUCUGUUGAGGAUUGUCCUCAGAAUCAGCUGCCUGACACUCACGCCAAAUUCCACGUGUUGUUUCUGUUUUUUGUGGCGGCCAUAUUCUUCAUCAGCAUCCUGUCGCUUUUCAGCUACCAUCUCUGGCUUGUGGGAAAGAACAGGACCACCAUAGAGGCUUUCAGGGCUCCUGUCUUCAGAAAUGGCCCAGACAAGAAUGGCUUCUCUCUGGGAUUCAGUAGGAACAUGGCUGAGGUUUUUGGAGACCAGAAGAAGUACUGGAUGUUUCCCAUCUACAGCAGUCACGGUGAUGGACAAAGUUUUGUCACCCGGUUGGUGAACUUAGAUCCUGAGCAGAUGGCUGGGGGCCUCCAGAUCAAUGGCAAAAGCUCUGUAGAGGGUCCUGCAAGUACCCUUGGCAACAACAUCAACCACAUUGAGGACCAUCAGGAUGGCAGCUUCGACAAAACUGACGUAGCCGAAACGGUCACAGUCACCAUAGAGAGCGAGUCAUAGACAGCCACCAAACAGCAUUCCUGGUACGAUGGACACAACCUGGACUGUCAUAGACGCUACAUCUGUCACCAGAGCUUUCAUCAGCUUUCAGCCUCCGUCUUAAGUCCUCACCAAACACAUAUUCUCUCAGACACUUCCUUUGUUUUUAACCAAAGCUUUUUUUGUAACUAUUAUUAAUCUCUGGGACUACUCUGUUAUUCAAGCCAAAAAAAGAAGUAUUUGCGCUAGGUCAGAUUAGUGCAGGAAAAGAAUUGCUUUACACUUAUACACCUCAGUCAAAUCCGUAUUCACUUGCUUUAUUGGGAAAAAUGAAGUGUACUGUUUCUUACCCCAGUAACUCAGUUACUGGUUUUGAUUGGGUUAAGCCCAGGGAAUACAAUGUUGUGUCUUCAGACCCUGAACGUCUUGCGCACUGUCAGUUGAUUGGAGUGUGUGUACUGUAUGCACUUUACAUUUGAACCCUGUGGAGGGCGCUAAGCAUAUCCAUUGAUUUCAAUAGGCCGUACAGUCCUACAGUAGGUUUAUAUGAAACAAGACUUUAUAGGACCCUUUUCCAAAUCCUUUCCUGCUCUACAUCAUCUUAACUGAAAGCUAGAACCCUUAGUUUUUGGGCUUGUAAAUUAAUGAUAUACCCAUUGAUUCUUGAAUAUAACCUAUAAAUGACUCAUGAGCUUAGUUCAACUGUCAUACCCCUACAGAA
This is a messenger RNA of Coregonus clupeaformis (lake whitefish), 1988 nucleotides long. RefSeq names its product palmitoyltransferase ZDHHC20-B-like. NCBI's taxonomy places the organism in Eukaryota, Metazoa, Chordata, Actinopteri, Salmoniformes, Salmonidae. The record is from RefSeq and is a predicted model, not a curated record. The coding region runs from base 197 to 1288 and encodes 363 amino acids. The transcript is spliced from 14 exons. Gene Ontology annotation, molecular function: protein-cysteine S-palmitoyltransferase activity. Gene Ontology annotation, cellular component: Golgi apparatus; endoplasmic reticulum. Gene Ontology annotation, biological process: protein targeting to membrane; peptidyl-L-cysteine S-palmitoylation; synaptic vesicle maturation.